UACUUCUAUCUCUCUCUCCUUUUAGCAAAGAAACACAGCUAGCACUGUUGAUGAUAUCAGAUUAUACGUAAUUAUGGGGCUUUCAACAUCUUUCUCGGCUUCCUUUCUUCUUCUUCUUCUUCUGGUUCUUAGGCUAUUUGUUGCCGAUGGGCAGCUAGUUCCUGCAUUGUUCAUAUUUGGGGACUCUGUUUUUGAUGUUGGUAACAAUAACAACCUCUUCACCAUCAUAAAAUCAAACUUCCCUCCUUAUGGAAGAGACUUUGUCACUAGAAAGCCAACCGGAAGGUUCUGCAAUGGAAAGCUUGCCUCAGACUUCACUGCUGAUACCCUGUUCCUCCCUUCGUAUCCACUGGCUUAUCUAAGCAAGGAAGCCGCAGGAGAGAACCUCUUGAUCGGUGCAAACUUUGCUUCAGCUGCCUCUGGUUAUUUUGAUGCUACAGCCGACCUAUAUCAUGCGAUUCCAUUAAGGCAGCAGGUGGAGUACUACAGGGAGUAUCAGCAUAGGUUGGUGAAAAUAACAGGGAGAUCAAAUGCUUCAACAAUAAUAUCUGGUGCAAUCUACCUUCUUAGUGCUGGGAGCAGUGACUUUCUUCAGAACUAUUACAUUGACCCUCUUCUCCAAGUGGCCUAUUCUUUUGAUCGCUUCUCAGAAAUUCUCAUCCAAUCCUAUUCAAAUUUCAUUCAGAGGCUAUAUGCAUUGGGAGCAAGGAGAAUUGGAGUGUCAACACUGCCCCCAAUUGGAUGCCUGCCAGCAGCCAUCACAAUAUUUGGGUUGGGUGGCAAUGAGUGUGUGGGCAGGUUAAACGAAGAUGCAAUUUCCUUCAACAACAGGCUCAAUGCCACUUCUCAGAGGCUGCAAAAUGACCUUUCUGGUCUCAUAUUGGUUGUCCUCGAUAUCUACCAACCUCUUUUAAAUCUUUCCACAGAUCCUACAGCAAAUGGGUUUUUGGAGGCAAGGAGGGCUUGCUGUGGAACAGGAUUGCUAGAGACGUCAAUACUAUGCAAUCCACACUCUGUGGGCACCUGUGCGAAUGCAUCAGAUUACGUCUUCUGGGACGGUUUCCAUCCGACGGAGGCUGCAAACUACAUUUUAGCUGGAACUUUGACCGGCAGUGGUUCUCUGCUCAUCGGCUAAUCAAACACAUGCAUGUACCUCAACAUCACUCUGCUUUGCUCUUCAACCGAUCCAAUGAUCGAUGCUGUUGUUGAGGGUUUGCUUAAUUUUAUAUUUCUUGUGGGUUUGUUUGCAAUAAAAUAUAUAUGGUAAAGGAUGGAAGAAGAAAGAGAUUUGUAUGAUUAGAUAUAAUUCUACCGAUUAGAUUAAAAGUAA
Alnus glutinosa is the source of this 1330-nucleotide messenger RNA. RefSeq names its product GDSL esterase/lipase At5g22810-like. The record is from RefSeq and is a predicted model, not a curated record. NCBI's taxonomy places the organism in Eukaryota, Viridiplantae, Streptophyta, Magnoliopsida, Fagales, Betulaceae. The transcript has 5 exons. Gene Ontology annotation, molecular function: hydrolase activity, acting on ester bonds. Bases 74 to 1135 code for a protein of 353 amino acids.